AUGUCGUCUUACAGUUCCCAACUUGAGCAUCUGAUUGAAGAUCUUGGCGGGUGUGGCCUCUUGCAGAAACUUCUCUGUACAAUUAUUCACACUUCCAGCACCGUUACUGUCUGGAGCAUGCUGGCUAUGUCAUUUAUUGGCUACGACUCUGACUUCACCUGUCACACACUCGACGUCAAGUUAACCACGCUGUCUACAUUAAACCUGAGUGAACUUUCUACUCAUCGUUUAUGCUCGGUCGGACAGAAUACGACAUGUAGUUCGUACAUAUUUUCCAAUAGCAUGGAUACAGUCGUAUCAGAGUGGAACCUUGUGUGUGACAGACAAUGGACUGUGGCUUUCAUUACAUCAAUUCAGAUGGUAGGUGUUCUUCUAGGAUCCAUCAUCGCUGGUCAGAUGGCGGACUCGAUUGGACGCAAACCAACCAUGCUCACAGGGUUUACCACUAUGGUUGUCUUCAAUUUCGUUGGCUAUUUUAUGCAGUCAUGGCAGACAUAUUCGGUUGUUCGCUUCUUCAUUGGCAUUGGAGUUGGAAUUUGCUUUACAGUACAAUUUCCGCUGAUGAUAGAAUUUGUACCGCCGCUAUGGCGACCAUUAGUAGUGUGUAUCCCUGCGGAGCCUCUCAUAUGUAUUCUAUAUGCAGUUGUCGCAUGGUGGUUACAUGACUGGAAAAGAAUACAUCUGUUAAAGACACUCAUCGGCACAUUCUUUCUAAUGAUUCUAUGGUAA
Molecule: messenger RNA, 729 nt
Organism: Mercenaria mercenaria
Lineage: Eukaryota; Metazoa; Mollusca; Bivalvia; Venerida; Veneridae
Product: organic cation transporter-like protein
Exons: 2
Coding region: 1-729 (242 amino acids)
Biological process (GO): transmembrane transport
Cellular component (GO): membrane
Molecular function (GO): transmembrane transporter activity
Source: RefSeq, a predicted model, not a curated record